CUCUUUUGAGAGCGUUGAACAACUCGAUGAUGAGCUUUGCGAGAGCUUCGGCAACGUCAACAAUCAACUUGUUUGUCUCUCUUUAAUAUUUCAGUUGCUUUUUUACCCUCAGCUAAGCCGGUUGCAUUUUAGUUAAACGAGAAACUGCCUGUACUAUGUCGGCCAAACCCAUCCUCUAUUACGCUCCCCGUAGUCCCCCCUGUCGUGCUGUUCUGCUGACGGCCGCCGCCCUCGGUUUGGAGUUGGACUUGCGACUCGUCAACGUAAAGGCCGGAGAGCACAAGUCCGCCGAGUUCCUCAAGUUGAAUGCGCAGCACACGAUCCCCGUGCUCGAUGAUAACGGCACCAUCGUGAGCGAUUCGCACAUUAUCUGCAGCUAUCUGGCAGAUAAGUACGCACCGGAGGGCGAUGACUCCCUGUACCCAAAGGAUGCGGAGAAGCGCCGCCUGGUGGAUGCCCGUUUGUACUACGAUUGCGGUCAUCUAUUCCCGCGAAUCCGUUUCAUCGUCGAGCCGGUGAUCUACUUCGGAGCUGGCGAGGUGCCCAGCGAUCGAGUGGCCUACCUUCAGAAGGCCUACGAUGGCUUGGAGUACUGCCUGGCUGAAGGAGAUUACUUGGUGGGCGACAAGCUGACCAUCGCCGAUCUCAGCUGCAUCGCAUCGGUGUCCACGGCCGAGGCUUUUGCGCCCAUCGAGUCGGAUCAGUUCCCGCGCCUGGUGCAGUGGGUCAAGCGCAUACAGGCCCUUCCAUACUACCAGAAAAACAACCAGGAAGGUCUGGAUAUGUUGGUGGGACUGGUCAAGGGACUUUUGGCCGAGCGACAGCAGAAGUAAUCGAAAUGGCUUCAAGGAAGAUAUAUAUUUUAAUAUAAUCGGUUUUUAUUC
Drosophila simulans is the source of this 884-nucleotide messenger RNA. RefSeq names its product glutathione S-transferase 1 (gene GstE11). The coding region runs from base 156 to 833 and encodes 225 amino acids. Gene Ontology annotation, molecular function: glutathione transferase activity. Lineage: Eukaryota; Metazoa; Arthropoda; Insecta; Diptera; Drosophilidae. The record is from RefSeq and is a predicted model, not a curated record. Gene Ontology annotation, biological process: glutathione metabolic process. The transcript is spliced from 3 exons.